Messenger RNA from Megalobrama amblycephala (Wuchang bream), 3115 nucleotides. It is a transcript of the gene zpax1, whose product is annotated as zona pellucida protein AX 1. The coding region runs from base 302 to 3073 and encodes 923 amino acids. NCBI's taxonomy places the organism in Eukaryota, Metazoa, Chordata, Actinopteri, Cypriniformes, Xenocyprididae. The record is from RefSeq and is a predicted model, not a curated record. The transcript has 21 exons.
UUUUUAAAGAAAAGUUAAUAAAGGCUACUUAAAUGUCCUAAUUUCUUGCAACGAUCAUUGGCUGGCUUAGCUUUCAUUCAGUAAUGGUAAGGAAUUCCUCUCUCUAAAUACUGCAGCAUGAUAGUUAACUCAUGACACCUGCUCUUUAGUUGACGAUGGGCAUCACCUGUGCACAAUGUUUGGUUUCUUUCCUUUUAGAAAACUUUAUGAGUAUUGCUUUCAGCUCUUGAUCUUGAAGGCUUUAAAUUGUGGUGGUUUCUGUAGAUCUUGACCACCUGAGAACAGAGGCCUGUUUUUAGUAAUGAUGUCUUGGCUUCUUGGGAUUUGUACUUUAUGGAUGUUGAUGGUUGUGGUUUUGGCACAGAAGAAUUUCAAUGUGGUUCCAGCACAGAAUUUCAACCAAAGAACUGGACUGAAAACCGAUUGUCUGGGAAAUUAUAUGCGGCUAACUGUAGAUAAAUCUCUAUCUGUUGGAAGUCUGGUUGAAUUUGAUGCUAUCAAUGGCUCCCAAAUUGUGCCUAUAACGCCAAACCUGGCUAGUCAAUGUGGCUUUAGUAUAGACUCUGAUCCCUGGGGUAAUUACAGAGUCUUUGCGUCUCUCCUCAACUGUUUUGCAGGGAAUGAGAAUGAUCAUUUGUUUGAUAUUGACAUGCGUGUCCGGGUGCAAGGUGUCAAAGCGGAGCAAGAUUUCUUUCUGGUAGAGAAGACCUGUACCCAUGACCAAUGGGCCCCUCGUGAAAUUCUUUGCGAUCGGAAUUAUAUGGAGGUUUCCGUUAACCGAUUGCCAGGGGAAAUUACAUCCAUGCGUAGGCGGCCCAAGCAGGCCCAAGAUAAAGUAAUGUUUGAUAACCAAUGGACCGAUACGGUUUCUGAGGCUAUUACCUCCAGAUACAACAUCUGGCGGAUGGUAUUUUUCACACCUACACAAAAAGCCAUGGUGUUGGAAGAUGCUCUAAAGACAGGAUAUGGAGUAACAACAACCAAGUCUCGAUUGGUGCUGCGAAGUGGUUAUGACAUGCCUGAGACCUAUGUAGAAAAUGUGAAUGGAGUGCCAAUGAAGAUAAUCAGGGUGACUACCUACUUCAAGAGACAGUGGUCCGUAACCAUGUUGGAUACUGUUGCUGCAUGUCCAACUGGUGGACUGACUUUUACUGAUGACAUGAUCACCUGGUACUUCCCCCGAUUUAAUCCACUAAUGAGUUCUUCUAAGACCAGUAUCCUUGGGAUGUACAUGGGAAUUGAUGGAAAGCGAAUAAGCUCUGAACAAAUGGCUGUUGGAGGAUAUGUCUUGACAAUAGAAGAUGACAAAAUUGCAAUGAAAAUACCAAUGGGUGGACCAGAUGGCUACUACAAGAGUCAUGUUGUGAAUAACCAGUACCACAUCAGAUACAGCAUCGAGGCAAUGCUGGAAUUACUAUGGAGUGAGGGAGGCUUGGAUGCUACUAGAUACACAGUCCUCUUCCCCAUCAAGACUCCUCUUAUGCCUAGACCACCCCAAUUUGUUGACCUCAGUGAUACAGACCAAAGGAUAUUUGAUGUGCUCUUGGGUCCUUUCCUUUAUGAUGUCGAGUUGGUAAACAUCACCUUUUCCACUGGAGUACUUACUGUAGCAGAGGCCAAUGUGAGGGGUUUCAACAUACAGGAACAGCGCUUUCAAAAUGGCUCCAAGGCGUUUCGACUGAAAGUCCCCUUCUCUGAUCCUUUUGUUGUGAAAACUCAAACCGAUCUAUUGGCUAUGGUUUAUACUCUUCCCCUUGUCUACGGAUUUAUGAUCCUCCCUGAAUACACUCCGUUCUCCUACAUUGCAAGUGUUGAUGUCCGUCUUCAAGAUAUCGUUCUCCCAACUGUGGGUGGGACCUGUGACGAGGGAAAUUUCUACGUAAAGAUCUCCUAUGGAAAUAUUGGCAAAAACUUUAAUAUUAUGCUGGGUACGCGUGACCUGACUCCGGCCCGGAGUGCAGAGUAUGGCAUGAAGGAGAACGCUACUCACAUUAGCUUGGUGGUGCCUUUCCUAGCCCUUGACGUUGCAUUUGAGCUGAUGUACCCAUCAUCCUUGAGAGCAAGACUUGAUGUGUUGCUAUGGGAGCCCGUCAACAAAUGGUCCCUGAGUGAUUUUUCCCUGGCUUGCAACUUUCCCAUGACCAUGACUGAGUGUUUCAGCAAUGGCUCCAUGUCAGCCCUUGCGGUAAAGGUGGAAUCAGUACCUCAGCUUGUCCCCCGUCAACUUACCCUGAGAGAUCCCUCAUGCAGACCCAAAUUCAGCAAUGACCGCUUUGCCUACUUCUCUUUUGAUGCAAACAGUUGUGGAACCACUAGAACGUUCUAUGAUGGCGUCUUGAUGUAUCAGAAUGAAAUCACUUUAGGUAACGGGCUACCAGUUUACCAGCAGGGUAGAAAAGGAGUACCCUCUAGUCCUCCUGAUCCAGAGUAUCGAGUGAUCAUGUCCUGCUUUUACACUCUAAAUGAUACCCGGACAGUUGCCUUUUUCACAAAGCCACGGGAAAGUGAACCUUUGCCGGAGACUGGUUUUGGGGAGCUGCAAGUUGUACUGAGACUUUCUAGGGAUGGCUCUUAUAAUAACUUCUAUGUAGAGGAGGACUACCCAGUUGUACAGUACUUAAGAAGUCCUCUGUUCUUUGAAGUGGUGUUGCUUCAGUCCACUGAUCUUCAGAUAGAGCUAGUCUUGGAGAACUGUUGGGCUACUCUGAAAGAAGGCCGGAACUCUACUCCAAGAUGGGACUUGAUCGUAGAUGGCUGUGUGAAUCUGGCUGACCAUUACCAGACCACUUUCCACCCUGUGCCUCUCGGUGUGGUUCCGUACCCAUCUCACAUGAAACGCUUUGAAAUCAAGAUGUUUACUUUUGUGCAGAAUGAUGUCAUGAUCCGAGAUCAGAUCUAUGUGCACUGUGAUGCUGUGCUCUGUGAUGUCGAUCAGAAUGAUGUUAUCUGCAAGAGACAGUGUCCAUCUCCCAUUCCUUUAAAGACUGGAAAUAAAGUACGAAGAGCCGCUACUGAUGCCCAGAUCCAGAAAGCACAGUUAUCAACAGGAAAAAUACUGCUCUUUGCCUCUUAGUCAACUUGUUUUGCAAUCUUAAUAAAGUCUCCUUCAAAAAGC